This is a messenger RNA of Protobothrops mucrosquamatus (brown spotted pit viper), 3714 nucleotides long. RefSeq names its product sorbin and SH3 domain containing 2 (gene SORBS2). Gene Ontology annotation, cellular component: neuronal cell body; dendrite; synapse. Bases 32 to 3610 code for a protein of 1192 amino acids. Gene Ontology annotation, biological process: Notch signaling pathway. The transcript is spliced from 21 exons. Lineage: Eukaryota; Metazoa; Chordata; Lepidosauria; Squamata; Viperidae. The record is from RefSeq and is a predicted model, not a curated record. Gene Ontology annotation, molecular function: protein binding.
AGACUUUGGUAGCAAAUCUUCCAGAAUCAAAAUGAACACAGAUAGUGGUGGGUGUGCUCGCAAACGUGCUGCCAUGUCUGUCAAAUUAACAGCGGUGAAGAGAGUUCAAAGUUCUCCAAACCUUUUGACCGCAGGACUUGAUUCCCAUUCACCAGACUCAGCUUGGAGAUCAUUUAACAUUGGAAGUAGAGAGACACUGAAUGGAGACACUAGCAGCUCCUCUCUUGCAGCAAAGGGCUUUCGAAGUGUCCGGCCAAACCUACAAGAAAAGAAAUCACCAACUCAGGCUCAGAUAACAGUGAAUGGGAAUUCUAACUUGGCAACCAGCCCAAUGAGUUACUUUCAAAGGCCUUUCUCCCCUUCUUUGGCAUACUCUCCACCAGUCUCAUUCAGUUCAAGCUCCUCUCUCCUGCAACAGAGCAGGACAAUGGAAUCUGCAGAGACGUAUCUACAGCAUGCACACUCUAUUGGUGGCGGUGACAGCAGCAGCAGCACAACCACCACCACCAUACCGAUCUGUAGGACUUCAGAGGAAGAAAAGAAAGUCACAGUCAUUAAAGCACCACAUUAUGCAGGAAUUGGGCCAGUUGAUGAAUCAGGAAUUCCAACAGCAAUUAGAACGACUGUUGACAGACCAAAGGAUUGGUAUAAGACAAUGUUUAAGCAAAUCCAUAUGGUUCAUAAGCCUGAUGAUGACACUGACAUGUAUAAUACUUCAUAUGCAUAUAAUACUGGUAACUUCAGUCAAUCACUUUCUGCUCAAGCACAUCCUGUUGCAAAGACUCAGACAUAUAGGCCACUGACAAAAAGUACUUCUGACAAUGGCACUGAAGCCUUUAAGGUCUCUUCACCUCUACCACCUCCAGUACCACCUGUUCGUCCUUGGCAAAGAUCUGCCCCAGAAAAAAAUGAGUGGGAGCCUCCUGAUAGAAAAGUAGAUACCCGCAAAUUCCGUUCAGAACCAAGAAGCAUUUUUGAAUAUGAGCCAGGAAAGUCUUCAAUCCUUGAACAUGAAAGACCAACAUCUUUAUACUACAGUCCAACAGACAGACGCGUGGAUAGACCUUCUAGUUCUGCAAGUACUUCAAGUGAUUACAGAAAACGAAGGAAGUCAGAGCCUACAGUAACUCAGCAGAAAGUCCACCCUGAUCAGAAUGUAAAUCGAUACACUCUUGGUCGUACAGAUACGCAGAGCACCUAUUCAACCCUUAGGAAGCCUGUUACAACCUCUUCUCCAUCUUCUCCAUCAAAAGCAAAAGGUGGGGAUAUUAGCAAAGCAUAUUCAUCCCUUUCCAGUUAUUCAGUCCCCAACCAGAACACCUCAAAUGAUUUAGAUUAUAGUAAAAAUUAUGGGCAGAGACUAGCAGUUCCAGGUGAUUCAAGAAGAGCCAUCAGUUACAAGAAUGGCUGGCAAAUGGCCCGUCAGAAUGCAGAAGUCUGGAGCAGCACUGAAGAGACUUCCUCUCCGAAACGCAAAUCUCGCAGCUACAAUGACCUACUAGCUGAUGAUCAUUGUUGCUUCUCUGAUACACAGAAUAAAUCUGAAAGUAUGGUGUCUCUGUUGUGUGCAGACAAUUCCAAAGGUGAUUCUUCCCUAACCUGGGCUUCCCCGUAUUCCUCUGAAACUCGUGGUUCCAAUCGGUCAAGGGCACAUCUUAGAUCUGCCCAUGAUGCUCCUGGAUUUCUAAAAAUGUACAAAAGAAUGCAUCGCAUCAACCGCAAAGACUUACUUAAUUCCGAGGUUAUCUGUUCUGUAAAAUCCAGAGUACUGCAGUAUGAAAAGGAACAGCAUAAGAGCUUACUACAUGGUUGGAAAGAAUCCUCCACAGAGGAGGUACCAAGGGACAUGGUGCCCAAUAGAAUAUCUGAAUUUGAAAAACUAAUUCAGAAAUCUAAAUCAAUGCCAAAUUUAAGGGAAGAAGCAUUAUCAACUGUAAGCCUGCUGGAACCCCCUAAAAAUGGCUUUUGUACAAUGAGACGGUUUUCUAUUGAAUCCUUGCUGGAUGAAGAAAAUCAAAAUAGGCACACUACUCAAAUGCAAAGGAAUUACAAGUCCAAAACUCUGGUGCCAAUUCACAUUGAAGUAACUAGCGAGGAACCACAAAGAUUUCAGACGGACUAUUCAGACAGUGACCAAGAUGGAGUGGUCUCUGACAUGAGUGACUUCAUACAGAUAGAAGGCUCAUCUUUUUGCAGUGAAAGUGAUUUUGAUCACUUCUCCUUCACAUCCUCAGAAAGCUUUUAUGGAUCAGGCCAUCACCAUCAUCACAAGCAUCUUAUCAGCUCCUGCAAAGGAAGAUGUCCAGCCUCAUAUACACGCUUCACCACCAUGCUGAAGCAUGCAAGGGCUAAACAGGAAACUACCCCAGAAGAUCCUAAGCGACAAGAUUCCGAUGCUGGCCUCUCUAAAAUAGCCUUCCUAGUCAGCCCAGUGCCUUUCCGGAGGAAAAAAAAUACACUCCCCAAAAAGCAGGCUGAAAAGACUAAAUGCAAAUCAUCUGUCUUUGACGCCCUGGACUCCGCUCUUAAAGAUAUCUGUGACCAAAUCAAAGCAGAAAAAAGAAGGGGAAGCUUGCCUGACAAUAGUAUAUUGCACAGACUUAUUUCCGAAUUGCUUCCAGACAUUCCUGAAAGGAAUUCUUCCCUUAAAGUUUUUAGAAAAAGUCCCACACGCCAGCCUUUGCAUCCACUGCCUCACGAUGGUGCUAUUCACUGUCCGUUGUACCAGAAUGAAUGCAGAAGUUUGCCUCUCAGUGCCUCUUAUCAAGAGAUGGAUGCUACCAACAGCAACAACCAGGAAUAUGAUAAUGCACUGUGUUUCCAAGACCAGGAAUCUCCUGGAAACUAUUCUUCUGCUUUCACUGAUGUGAGUCGAUGUAUUCCAAAGGAAAGAAGGGGAACUCCAGACAAAGAGAGACUGCCAGCUAGAGCAGUAUAUGACUUUAAGGCUCAAACUUCUAAAGAGCUGCCUUUUAAGAAAGGAGACACUGUCUAUAUCCUCAGGAAAGUGGAUCAAAACUGGUAUGAGGGCGAACACUAUGGAAGAGUUGGGAUUUUUCCUAUUUCUUAUGUUGAGAAACUUAUUCCCCCAGAAAAAGCACAGCCAGCAAGACCACCACCUCCAGCACAUGUGGCCGAGAUUGGAGAAGCUAUUGCAAAAUAUAAUUUCAAUGCAGAUACAAAUGUGGAACUUUCAUUGAGAAAGGGAGACAAAGUUAUUCUUCUUAGACGGGUUGAUCAAAACUGGUAUGAAGGCAAGCUACCGGGAACAAAUAAGCAAGGAAUCUUCCCAGUGUCCUAUGUAGAAGUCAAAAAGAGCAUGGCCAGAGGAGAAAAUGAAUAUCCUGUUCCUCCCAUUCCCCAGAGUUACUCAAGUGACAGAAUCCACCACUCAGCUAAGCCACAGCGCCCUGUGUUUGCUCAUGACAGUGGGGGGGAACCGUUUCAGGUUCUGUAUAACUAUACUCCUAGGAACGAAGAUGAAUUGGAGCUGAGAGAGGGAGAUGUCAUUGAUGUGAUGGAAAAGUGUGAUGAUGGAUGGUUUGUGGGAACCUCCAGAAGAACAAAAUGUUUUGGUACUUUCCCUGGAAACUAUGUCAAGAGGCUGUGAAAUGAUUAUUUGUUUUUGUUCCUUUCUUAUUUAUGCUGCAUCUCUGCCACACAUCUGCAUAAAAACUGCUAGAAAGCAUCCUCCACCAGCAUCCUUCAAUUUUC